AUGCCUAGAGAGAGAGAUCCCCUGGUCGUAGGAAGGGUGGUGGGGGAUGUAUUGGAUCCGUUCACGAGGAAUGUUUCUCUUAGGAUUACGUAUAGUUCAAGGGAGGUCACCAAUGGGAAGGAAUUCAAGCCCUCAGCUGUAGUCAACCAACCUAGGGUUGAGGUCGGAGGCAACGACCUCAGGACAUUCUACACUCUCGUAAGCUCGCUCUCUCUCUCUCUCUCUCUCUCUCCCUCUCUCAUCAUUGGAAAGACCCUCUAUAAGGUGAACAAUAAGGCUAAUGGAUCGAUCUCAAUGUGAAAAUUUUCUGCAUAAGUUUGCAUGGUAGUAGUUCAUUGAUUUAUAUAUUAUUUCUUGAAGGUGAUGGUGGAUCCCGAUGCUCCGAGCCCAAGCGACCCGAAUCUAAGAGAGUAUCUGCACUGGUGAGCAUUCUUACAUGUCUUCCCCCGGCGAUAUUUAGAAUAUGGGAUCGAGUCCGAGAAAUUAUUAAAUUUUGGUGUUGAAGAGGAAAUCUUGAAGACAGAUCCUGCUUUAACCAGGCAGAUGCUGUCUGAGCCGAAAGUGUUACCAGGGUUUCCAUAUCUCAAUCUUAGAUCAGUCCCAAAGUGGAAAAGUCUCACGAAAUCGCAUGCCUUGGUGUCACUUAUGAGCGUUUGGUUCUGAGAAAACUAAAGGCGGGGUAUCUCUCUAUUUAGGGCAUAAUGCAUCUGAGUAGACCAUCCCCAUCUUUAGGCAAUCCCCUCCUUACGAGGCAAACCUAUAUCAGUUUUAAGGUUAUACAGGUUCGGUAAUAGCCCUGCUCUUGCUUCGGAGAGGGUUAAGCCAAAUCUGAGGAGACAGACUCCUUAGGAGCUCCUCCUAGGUCUCUUUUUUGGGGUGAAAUUCCUCGGAGUUUCUUGUUUCGGAGACCAUAAUUUUGCUCAGCUGACAUGUUUUCCUGAUAUUUAUCUUCGCGUAAGCCCUCCUGAUCUGCCGCAUUAUUUCCUCGUGCACUGAUGGGGAUACCUAAUCUUCUCCAGGUUGGUCACGGAUAUACCGGCAACGACUGGUGCAACUUUCGGUGAGAUCGCCAACCCACCACCACUCAUAUGAACAUAGAUACAUCCCUCUCUCUCUCUCUCUCUCUCUCUCUCUCUCUCUCUCUCUCUCUCUCUCUCUCUGUAUGUGUAUACGUAGGUUUAUCCCCCAAAAAUUGUGCAACCCACCACUCAGACAACAGGAGUUUGCCUCACAACCUGUGACCGGCACAGAUGACUCAAAUAAGUUUUAAAGCAUAAGCUAAGAGAGUGAUAAACAUACCCAAGUCUAUUUAUGUCCGUAUUUUUUUCAUUCGGUAAAGUCCUCUCUUCGAUUACUAUAAUCUCGGUACUACUCACACCUGCAUCCUCCCCACUGCAAAUGGUUGAUUCCCUCAUCGAUUUUAUGUCCAAAAAAAACAUACACAUCCAGGCCAGGAGAUCGUCUGCUACGAGAGCCCCCGGCCGACCAUGGGGAUCCACCGCUUCGUCUUCGUCCUCUUCCAGCAGCUGGGCCGGCAGACGGUCUACGCCCCCGGGUGGAGGCAGAACUUCAACACCCGAGACUUCGCCGAGGUCUACAACCUCGGCUCGCCCAUCGCAGCCGUCUACUUCGACUGCCAGAGGGAGACGGGCUCCGGCGGCAGAAGAAUGUAG
This is a messenger RNA of Spirodela intermedia, 1673 nucleotides long. NCBI's taxonomy places the organism in Eukaryota, Viridiplantae, Streptophyta, Magnoliopsida, Alismatales, Araceae. The record is from the annotation of a GenBank genome assembly.